Molecule: messenger RNA, 274 nt
Organism: Drosophila rhopaloa
Lineage: Eukaryota; Metazoa; Arthropoda; Insecta; Diptera; Drosophilidae
Gene: BomS3
Product: bomanin Short 3
Exons: 2
Coding region: 16-144 (42 amino acids)
Biological process (GO): defense response
Source: RefSeq, a predicted model, not a curated record
CACAAAAUCAACAACAUGAAGUUCCUGUCGCUUGCCUUUGUUUUGGGUCUGCUGGCUCUGGCCAAUGUGUCCUCAGCCACUCCCCUGAAUCCUGGCAAUGUCAUCAUCAACGGCGACUGUCGCGUCUGCAAUGUGAGGGCCUAAGAGCAGCUGAGAUGGAGGAAUCGAGACAAGCCAGUUGGAGUUCACACAGCCACAUAUAUUUAAGUCACACAAAAAUGUAAUACAAAUUCAAAGAAAAAAACACUUCAAUUAAAAAAAUAUUCAAAGUAAA